UGUUCAUCUAGUUUGGCUUGAUGGCGAAACAUUAUGCUAUUAGAUUACUUGGAUGCUAUGGUUCUGUUCAUGACUUUUAUAACCUCUCUAGUUAUCAGUUGAUGAUUAUUCCCUUUUCUGGUUGCACAAGUGUCGUUCUUUCGCAGCAGAGCUUUUUCGUGUUGAGUCAUAAUAUUUCCAUAGGUAAUGCGUAUCUUUCUGGUUCAAGCGAGCAUAUUUUAGACCGAAUAGCUUUUGUUGUGUUCUAUAAUUUAUAAAACAACUCUAGAAAAUGUAGUCCUCAGAUUUAUCACAGUGAUUAUCCAUCUCAAUCAAUCGCUUUGAUAUAGAAAACACUAUUCAUGAUACCCCAAACAACUAUUAAUGGUCCUGCAACAUGUUCGGAGUCUUGUUAUGGCCUGAAGAAGUACUUGAGAGUCAUACUUGUUGGAAAUGACUCUUUAGUGGUCCAGUUCUCAAACAUGUUCAUAAUUUCUUUCUAACAAGUUGCCAUUAUUUAUUUAUUUAUAUUCUCUAUCCAUAUAAUAAAAUAAAGUUUACAACUUGCUCUUAUGAAAGGCAUGUUUGUGUAAGUUAUUCUAUAUUCAGCUUGUUGAUGAGACACUAAAGAAACUCAUCCACUCCACUUUUGGAAAAUGUGUCGAAAGAAUUUGUUCUCAUUGGUCUUCUGGGUUGUCUCGGUGAGCUUAAUUGUUGUUGUCUCUGCACAGUUAUGCUCGGAGAAGUUUGGAACUUUUACACCAGGUGGUACAUUUGACAGGAACCGCCGACUCAUUCUCUCAUCUCUUCCAUCUGAAGUCACAGCUCAAGAUGGCUUCUACAACGCUUCGAUUGGAACAGAUCCUGACCAACUCUACGCGAUGGGGAUGUGCAUCCCAGGCGCUAAACAAAAGCUUUGUAGGGAUUGUAUGAAGGACGUCACAAGAAUGUUAAUACAGACAUGUCCCAACCAGAUAGCAGCAAUUCACUGGUCAGGUGGAGGGAAAACUGUAUUUAUGGCACGCUACUAUAACCGGCCGUCUUCUAGACCAUUGGAUUUGGAUUCAGUUGCUAUUGGUUAUAACGAUGGAAAUCUCAGAACAAAUUUAACAGAUUUUGAUAGAUUGUGGGAGCGGUUAGUAGUUCAUAUGGUGACUAAAGCUUCGUCAUCAUCAAUAAAAUAUUUAUCAUUCGAUAACAGUAGAUUCUAUGCAGCUGAUGAAGCAAACUUGACAAGUUUUCAAAUGAUCUACGCCUUAAUGCAAUGCACGCCAGACGUCUCUCCUUCCAACUGUAACACCUGUUUAAAACGAAGUGUUGGUGACUAUGUGGGUUGCUGUCAUGGGAAGCAAGGCGGCUAUGUGUAUCGGCCUAAUUGCAUUUUCCGGUGGGAUCUAUACCCUUUCAAUGGCGCCUUUGAUCUUCUUACGCUAGCGCCUCCACCCUCAUCUCAGCUGGAAUCUCCACCUCCCCAGACCAAAAAAGAUGAAGAAACGAUUCAUCCAGGAAUUACCAUUGGAAUUGUCGUUGCAACGGUCAUAAUCAUGGCUCUGCUUGCUCUAGGGGUUGCUGUUUGCAGGAGUAGAAAAAAAUAUCAAGCUUUUGCCUCAGAAACUGCCGAUGAUAUUACAACUGUCGGAUAUCUUCAGUUUGAUAUUAAAGACAUUGAAGCUGCAACUAGUAACUUUUUGGCGAGUAACAAGAUUGGUCAAGGUGGUUUCGGCGAAGUUUACAAGGGUACCUUCUCAAAUGGAACUGAAGUUGCAGUAAAGAGGCUGUCAAGAACUUCAGAUCAAGGUGAACUGGAGUUCAAGAACGAGGUGCUUCUGGUAGCAAAGCUUCAGCACCGGAAUCUCGUUAGGCUUCUCGGUUUUGCUCUGCAAGGAGAAGAAAAGAUACUCGUCUUUGAGUUUGUUCCCAACAAGAGCCUCGAUUAUUUCCUCUUCGACCCAACAAAGAAGGGUCAGCUGGACUGGACAAGACGGUACAACAUCAUCGGAGGGAUUACACGAGGGAUUCUCUAUCUUCAUCAAGACUCGAGGCUCACCAUCAUACACCGUGACAUCAAAGCGAGUAACAUUCUUUUAGAUGCCAAUAUGAACCCAAAAAUAGCAGAUUUCGGAAUGGCAAGGAAUUUCAGAGAUCAUCAAACUGAAGACAGUACAGGAAGAGUUGUUGGAACCUUCGGUUACAUGCCUCCAGAAUAUGUGACACAUGGCCAAUUCUCUACCAAAUUCGAUGUCUAUAGCUUCGGAGUAUUGAUUCUGGAGAUUGUUAGUGGCAGGAAGAAUAGCAGCUUCUAUCAGAUGGAUGGUUCUGUUUGCAACUUAGUCACAUAUGUUUGGAGACUUUGGAACACUGAUACAUCCUUGGAGCUCAUAGAUCCGGCGAUUAGGGAAAGUUAUGAGAAAGAUGAAGUUACUAGAUGCAUCCAUAUCGGACUUUUAUGCGUUCAAGAAAAUCCUGCAAAUCGCCCAGCUAUGUCUACAGUAUUCCAGAUGCUCACCAAUAGCUCCAUUACUCUAAAUGUCCCUCAACCACCUGGAUUUUUCUUCAGGAACAGACCCGAAUCGGACACAUUAAGCCUCAGAGUGGAGCAGGACCAAUAUAACACCAAAUCUGUUACUUGUUCUAUCGACGAUGCAACGAUCACUACACUCACUCCUCGGUAAAAUUCUCUUGCUUCUGCACUCUGUUGUAUAUUACCUCAACUCUAUUUUCAAAAGUCAAUGUUAUAAAAAUAUUGAGGAUUGAAUUAUUUUUGAAUGUGAUUAUGUGUAAUAAUAACUUUUUAUCAUUUUGAUUCUGAUAUAUGUAUUCACUUUCAUUUUUUGCUAA
Messenger RNA from Arabidopsis lyrata subsp. lyrata, 2817 nucleotides. Its product is annotated as putative cysteine-rich receptor-like protein kinase 30. Lineage: Eukaryota; Viridiplantae; Streptophyta; Magnoliopsida; Brassicales; Brassicaceae. Gene Ontology annotation, biological process: protein phosphorylation. The record is from RefSeq and is a predicted model, not a curated record. Gene Ontology annotation, molecular function: ATP binding; protein kinase activity. Bases 636 to 2651 code for a protein of 671 amino acids. The transcript has 7 exons.